Cydia splendana is the source of this 4249-nucleotide messenger RNA. RefSeq names its product coronin-2B-like. Gene Ontology annotation, molecular function: actin filament binding. NCBI's taxonomy places the organism in Eukaryota, Metazoa, Arthropoda, Insecta, Lepidoptera, Tortricidae. Bases 436 to 2103 code for a protein of 555 amino acids. The transcript is spliced from 13 exons. The record is from RefSeq and is a predicted model, not a curated record.
AUCAUUCAUUAAUUUCAAUCAGCAAGAAGAGUGGCUUUAGCGUAGUGUUGCGGUUUCUAAUUUUACAGAAAUAUAUUCAUAAUUUAAGUUUUAUUCAUUAUUGAAUAUUUCUAUUAAGUGGCAUAAGGGCUAUAACAACGAAGAUUAUAAACGGUUUUAAGUUAUUUCAUACACGGCAUGCCUCCGGUAAAGGACGAGUCAAUACGGGAAACAAAUUGCCUGGAAAUUAUAAAUAUUGUGGAGAAAAGUCCCGCAAAAAGUACAUUGGUUGAUGUGAGGGCUUGCAACAAACCUGCCGCCAAGUGUUAGUUACAGUGCGUCAUGUGGGCAGCUGGUUAUGUUAUUUGUGUACACGAUUAGUUAAGAUGCACAGGACUGUCUAGUGUGGAGUGCCUCUAUGUAGUGCAUGCUUUAGCACCUGAACACGGAGACAUCAUGACUAAUUCACAGGUCUGGUUCCGCGGCGUGAGGAGUUCCAAGUUCCGACAUGUGUACGGCGUGCCCUCAAAGCGGGAGCGUUGCUAUGACAACAUCAAGAUCACCAGGAACGCGCAUGACUCCAACUUCUGCGCCGUCAAUCCUAAGUUCGUGGCUAUCGUCACCGAGGUCGCGGGUGGAGGCGCGUUCCUCGUCCUGCCUUUGGAUCAUACCGGACGCCUAGACUUCAACGCGAGCCGCGUCACGGGCCACAAAGGCCCAGUCCUCGACAUCAAGUGGAACCCCUUCAAUGACAACAUCAUCGCGUCGUGUUCCGAUGACUGCACGGUGAAAUUAUGGCACAUCCCCGACGGCGGUCUUUCCAUGCAUCUGACAGAUUGGUUGGUGGAACUCCACGGACACAAGCGCAGAGUAGCGUACAUCGAGUGGCACCCCACCGCCGAAAACAUCUUGCUGAGCGCAGGCUUCGACUACUUGAUCUUCGUCUGGGACGUGGGCAAAGGCGAGGCGGUGAAAGUGAUCGACUGUCACAGCGACGUGAUCUACUGCAUGUCGUUCAACCGCGACGGGUCCCUACUGGCUACCACGUGCAAGGACAAGAAGCUACGAGUCAUUGAACCGAGGAGCGGGAUCGUGCUUUCCGAAGGCCCUUGCCACCUAGGCACCAAAGCGUCCAAGUGCACAUUCCUCGGCAGCUCGGGCAGAGUGCUGACAACAGGGUUCUCUCGCUACAGUGACCGGCAGUACGCCAUCUGGGAUCAGCACAACUUGGAGAAACCUCUGGCCUGUGAGACCAUCGAUAGCUCUUCGGGCGUCGUGUUCCCCUACUACGACCAUGAUACUAAUAUGGUUUACCUUGCGGGCAAGGGUGACGGGAACAUACGAUACUACGAAGUGGUCGACGAGGCUCCGUACGUGCACUUCCUCAACCAGUUUCUGUCUGGCAACCCCCAACGCGGCCUAGGCUUCAUGCCAAAACGCGGCGUGAACACGGCGCUGUGCGAGGUGUUCCGCUUCUACAAGCUGCACACCUCCCGCGGGCUCUGCGAGCCCAUCGCCAUGAUCGUGCCACGCAAGUCCGACUGCUUCCAGGAGGACCUGUACCCGGACACGGCGGCGCCGCUGCCGGCGCUGUCGGCGCGGGACUGGCUGAGCGGCAUGAACGCGCCGCCAACGCUCAUUAGCAUGAAGACUGGAGUAACAAUAUCGACGCACAAGCCGCGCACGAGCAACAAGGACGCGCCGGCGCUGCAGCCGCAGGACGCCAACAACCGCAAGAAGUUCGCCUUCCUCUCCCGGGAAACCACGCCCGACUACCGGCCCCUUGCCACCUGGCAGGAGACCCACGCCAACAUCGACAACGACAUACAGAUGCAGCUGAUAGAGAAGUCCCAGAAAACGAGCGCCAACCAGAACACAAAGUUCCACCAGCUACAGAAGAUGUUCGGCAAGCAGAGCGGCGAGGCCGAGCCCGUGCCGCUCUACAAGCAGAUCAACCAGGGCGACGUGUUCAGCACAGAGAAUGAGCUGCGCCUCGCGUUCAACCGACAAGGCGAGGAGCUGCGCAUCGUGAAGCGUCAGCUCCAGAACAGCCAGCAGCGCGUGCGCGAGCUCGAGCAGACCAUCGCCGCUCUACAGUCGCACAUGCAGCGAGACGCUUCUUAAACACGCGCCCACCGUGCAGCGCACACUGUAAACUUUGGUGACCGAGAGACUUGGUUACACGUAACUAGUGGCGAGGCAGAUAAUGCCAGGAGAUAAUCUUUUUACUUAUGUUUGAUCGCCGAGCACAAAAUAAAUCUCAUAGGUCCUGGACUUCUUCCUAAUAACCGGAAAUGCCAUGAAAACAUACGAGUUCUUAAAAAUGUGACCACGGAAUUGAGGCGAUUGAAACACUAAUUAGUCACAAGAGCGAUAACAUGCUCGCAUUUUUAUCGCUUGUCACCAUUCCUGUCACGUUCUAACAAGUAGGUAAGUGUAAAAGUGACGCAUGACACAACAGGCGAUAAAACACGGCAAUGAAAUUAAUGUAAUGAUAUACCUUUUACUUACUCCUGCCAUUACGCUACGUUACGUGUAACAAGAUAUUACAGUCUGAGCCCCUUUAGGGAGCUGGUUGAAGGAUUAACCUUAUAUGUACAAGGUUUGAGAGUGAUAAUAAUGUGACUUACGUUAGCUUAAACGGAAGUGUUUUUAGCUCGUAGAGAAUGCCAAAUGAAACGAAUGCGACACGUUGCUAAUUUCUACCAGUAGAUAGGAUUUCUCAAACCUUUUUUAACAAAAGAUCUCAUUAGCAACUCUAUAAUCGAUCUAUCAUUCCAUCUGAAGUCUAGUUGUAUUUCUAGUAGGACUAUGUUAGAAAUGAAAAAUGAAUAAGUUUACAAUGUGCGAUGUCUUAAUGUUGUACUUGCUCAUAUAGUGCUGCUAUUAUUUGCUAGUAAGAACAUUUAUUGUCUUAUGACGCCGUGACCUCUCUGAUAGCCGUAAAGACGCUUAGUGUAUGAUGUAAAUUGUCUUGUCAUUUUGUCACAAGUUCUACAAAGUAAAUGCUCAAUGGCCACAGUAGAUAAAUGUAGGUCUAUAUGUGCACUUUUUAUGCUUAAAAUCUUUAAGAUGGCGGCUUCCAAAAAUUUUAACUUGCAUCGAGUACUAGGGGCCAUAAAAUAAAUACCUAAAGGAUGAUUUUUGGACAAGUUGUCCUCCUACCCCAUCCAUGUAAAAUUUUACAAACUUCUCAAUUUGAACAUUACAACGGAAAAAUAUAUGUUUGUGGUGGCAUGGAUGCACAUUCCAAUUGGCCUCUUAAGUAAGCAAUGAUAAUGGAUCAUCCAUUCAUUAAUUGAAAUUUCCAGUUAGCAAAGUUGCCAAAAUAUGUGUUGUAAAUUUUAGAAAUGUUACUUUGUGUAUUGUGUUGCAAGCUUUUUAUUUCGCCAUGACGAAUCUAAUCUUAAAUUAUCACAAAAUGAUGUUUAUAUGUGUAUCUGUUGAUACUGUAUUUCUUUAUUGAUAAUGAUUUACAUUCUUUUAUUAGUGAUUUUAUAGUUUUGAUAAUUAGUUAUUGUGUUUACAAUUAAUGUGCAAUUCAAAUCAGGGUGAAAAAGUUAUGGUUUGUUACGAUCAUAUAAAGGGAGGCACCUUAUUAAGAAGCACAUGAUAAAUUUUAUUCCAAGUGUUACAGUUAAGUUGACAUUUUGUUAGUGAUUGUUUUAAGAGUCUGAUUUUGAUAAUAGUGUUACCUGUUAUUUUAUAAUUACGAUGUGUAUGUGCUUUCUAUGUAGUUUUUGUAACAUUAUACUGUAUUAUUCCAGUUUAAGGCAUUUAACUUCUUUUGUAAGUAUACAAUGAAUUAAAGUCCUAAAUGAAUCUAUUUGAGUGCAAGCAAGUAACCCACAAUUCAGAAUGGUAAAGUUACCAGUGUUUCCUUAUAAAGUUAAUUAAAAAUAAACCUCCUUGUAUUUUUAAGGUGCUAGUAUUUUUCAAAGAUCUUCGGACUAAUGAAACUUCUAACAUGACUAGGAAUUAAAAAGUAUUAUGAUGUAGCGUACUAGCUUAGCAUUGGAUUUAUAAACAAUUUGAUAUAACUUUACUAUUCAAAAGUCCCAAAUUUCUCAAAAAUAACGGUACUAAACAUUUACAUUCCAAUUUCAGUCUUAAAGGCAUAAUUAUUGUAGUAAGAAUAAUGAAAGUAUUAUUGUGCAUUAGCUGGUUUGAUUACUUACUUGGCUAAGUCAGUGUUAAUACCUAUUUAUUAUCAUGUAUUUUUAUAUCAUGCUUGUGUAGCACAAAUUUUCAAAUAAAUGUUUGAACAGUA